AUGGCGGAUUUCAAGGGCAAGUUGGCCAUCGUGACUGGGUCAGCCAAGCAGAAUGGUAUAGGCUUUGCAACAGCACAUCUCCUGGCACAACUUGGGGCAGACAUUCUACUGCAUUACAACACGAACCAUGACGCUGCACAGACGAGUGCCGAACUUAUGCGCACCUUUGGUGUAACUGUUGUCACGGUACAUAGCAACGCAGCUGAACCCUCCUUCGGAACUGAUCUGAUCACUGCUUGUAAGAAGAGCUUUCCAAAUCAGUCUAUCGACAUCAUAGUCAACAAUGCUGCCGACGCACGCUUUUCAGACGGCAUCGCCGCUUCGACACUUGAAGACUUCAGCGACAUGUUCAAUGCCAAUGUGCGAGGGCCGCUCUUGCUGAUACAAGCAGCUUUACCGCAUUUAACAUCUCCUGGCGGACGUAUCAUCAAUGUUGGUACUGUAGUGGCACGUCUAGGGACGAGGCACGCCAAUAUAUACGCUGGUACCAAAGCAGCGCUGAAUGCGAUGACUCGAGGUUGGGCGGAGGAGUUAGGAGAACGUGGGGUCACGGUCAAUGUCGUGGCCCCUGGUCCAAUCGAUACCGAUUACGUGCCUGCUGAGGAGCAUCAGCUUGUCCAGAAGUUUCGAGCGGCACAACAUCUCGUGCGAAAUGGCACAGCAAAAGAAGUAGCCGAGGUCAUCAAGUUCGUUGCGAGUCCUGGGAGCUCGUUUUUGACAGGGCAGGUCAUCGGCGUUGACGGCGGGCUUAGCUAUUGUUGA
Cyphellophora attinorum is the source of this 762-nucleotide messenger RNA. RefSeq names its product putative oxido YhxC. Bases 1 to 762 code for a protein of 253 amino acids. The record is from RefSeq and is a predicted model, not a curated record. The transcript is spliced from 2 exons. Lineage: Eukaryota; Fungi; Ascomycota; Eurotiomycetes; Chaetothyriales; Cyphellophoraceae.